AUGGAAACAGUAAAUGAACCAAAAACAUCGACAGUGGAAGAAACAGCGCCGCGAAAUACAUUGAAAUCUGAAGGGAUUCAUCUCUACAAAAGGCGUUAUUAUAUAUUAUUGAUGUUCGCCUUACUAUCAGCCUCUAAUUCAAUGCAGUGGAUUGAAUAUUCCGUUAUUUCGCAUAUCAUCGUCGAAUUCUAUUCAGUAUCUUAUGUUGCUGUCAACUGGACUUCAAUGAUUUACAUGCUUACAUAUAUUAUCUUUGUACUUCCAGCAAGUUGGGUCCUUGACAAAUAUGGGUUACGGACAUCAUUAAUACUUGGUUCUGGUGGUAACUGCAUUGGAGCACUGAUAAAGAUGUUUUCAGCAAGGCCUGACGCAUUCUGGAUCACAUUCUUGGGACAAACGAUCGUGGGCUUUUCUCAAAUGUUUAUUUUGGGUAUACCACCAAGGUUAGCUGCUGUAUGGUUCGGCCCAGAAGAAGUUUCCACGGCAUGCGCGUCUGGUGUCUUCGGUAACCAAUUAGGCAUUGCAAUUGGCUUUUUGCUUCCUCCUGUUUUGGUUCAUAGGGGUGAGGCAGAGUUUGUUGCCUCUGAUUUGAGUCGAUUGUUUCUCAUUUCAGUCGUUGCCAAUACUAUCAUUUUCUUCUUAAUGGUAUUUUCAUUUCCAAAGAGGCCAUCCUUACCACCAAGUUUGGCACAGCUGCGCAUGCUGGAGGAUAUGAGCGAGAAAAAUUUUUGCCAUUCGUUAAAACAACUGAUGACAAAUCGAAAUUUUGUACUUCUUUUCAUCACUUACGGAAUUAAUGUUGGUGUAUUUUACGCUGUGUCAACAGUACUCAGUCAAAUGAUAUUAAUAUUUCAUCCCCAUGAACAAAAAAGUGCAGGAAUGAUUGGCUUGCUAUUGAUAUUAGCAGGGAUGAUUGGUUCAGUGUUCUGUGGUUUCAUUCUAGAUCGUUUUCAUCAGUUUAAACUGACUAUCCUUGUUGUAUAUUUGUUUUGCACAAUGGGCAUGCUUUUGUUUACUUUUUUGAUAAAUGUCGCGCAGAUGUGGUAUAUUUAUGCAAGCUCGAUAAUUCUCGGAUUUUUUAUGACCGGAUAUUUACCGAUUGGUUUUGAAUUUGCAUCAGAGCUAACUUUUCCAAUAGCCGAAGGGACUGCAUCAGGCCUUUUAAAUGCUUCUGCUCAGGUGUUUGGUAUAAUGCUUACCUUAUGUGUUGGUUUUAUUCUUGAAUACGAUAAUGUCUUUGCUAGUAAUUUAACACUUACGGGAUUUCUGAUUGUUGGGACUUUUCUUACAGCUCUUAUCAGAUCUGAUCUACGACGACAAAGAGCUCACGAAAGCAUUCCAAGCAUAUCACUGGUAAGUUUUGAUGAUUAUUUCGAUUUCAUCCCAUCAAAAUAA
Messenger RNA from Cercopithifilaria johnstoni, 1395 nucleotides. NCBI's taxonomy places the organism in Eukaryota, Metazoa, Nematoda, Chromadorea, Rhabditida, Onchocercidae. The record is from the annotation of a GenBank genome assembly.